Gekko japonicus is the source of this 5781-nucleotide messenger RNA. RefSeq names its product fms related tyrosine kinase 4 (gene FLT4). The record is from RefSeq and is a predicted model, not a curated record. Gene Ontology annotation, biological process: protein phosphorylation; cell surface receptor protein tyrosine kinase signaling pathway; positive regulation of kinase activity. The transcript is spliced from 28 exons. Bases 222 to 3803 code for a protein of 1193 amino acids. Lineage: Eukaryota; Metazoa; Chordata; Lepidosauria; Squamata; Gekkonidae. Gene Ontology annotation, cellular component: signaling receptor complex. Gene Ontology annotation, molecular function: ATP binding; transmembrane receptor protein tyrosine kinase activity.
CUGGAGUGGUCGUGGCCUGGAGGCCAAGAGGACACUGUCCAGAUUGGAAAGGACAGCGAAUCAGUGGUGUUGAUUCUGAACAGCCAUUUAUCAAUAAACCAGAAACUCUUCUUAUCUACAAUAAAGAGAAUAUCUGCGUCCCAUGCCUAGUAUCCAUUCCAGACCUCAACAUCACUUUGCUCUCGACAACCUCUAUAAUCUAUCCAGAUGGAAAGAGCAUUAUGUGGGACAAUAAAAGAGGGAUGUUGGUUCCCACCUUACUGAUCAAGGAUUCCCUGUAUGUUCAGUGUGAAACUUUCAUUGACAGGAAAUCCUUCAAAUCCAGUUUCUUCCUUGUCCACAUUGCAGGAAAUGAACUUUAUGACAUUCAGUUGUUUCCAAGGAAAGCCAUGGAACUGCUUGUUGGAGAAAAGCUUGUUAUCAACUGCACAGUAUGGGCUGAGUUUAAUUCUGGAGUAGAUUUCCAGUGGGACUACCCUGCAAAACAGAUGAAUCGGGAAGUCACAGAAAUGCCUGAGAGGCGCUCCCAGCAGACCCACACUGAGCUCUCCAGCAUCCUGAUCAUCCAAAAUGUGAGCCAGCAGGAUGUGGGGAAAUAUACAUGCGUGGCUAGCAAUGGGGAGCAGAUCUUCAAGGAGAGCAUAGAUGUCAUCGUACAUGAGACGCCUUUCAUCAAUGUGGAGUGGAAGAAGGGCCCGAUAAUAGAAGCAACAGCAGGAGAUGAAAUUGUGAAGCUGCCAGUGAAAGUGGUUGCGUACCCUCAGCCUGAGUUUCAGUGGUUUAAGGAUGGAAAGUUAAUUUCCAGCAGACAAUCUCAGUAUUCCCUGCAUAUCAAGGAUGUGGUGGAGCAGAACUCUGGCACUUACACAUUGGUUCUUAGGAAUGGGCUGGCUGGCCUAGAGAAGCACAUUAGUCUCCAGCUGGUGGUCAAUGUUCCUCCACAGAUCCAUGAGAAAGAAGCAUCCUCACCAAACAUCUAUUCCCGUAAGAGUCGGCAAGCACUCACAUGCACUGUCUAUGGCAUCCCAGCACCAGAAAAAAUCCAGUGGCAGUGGAGGCCUUGGACACCCUGCCGGAUGUUCUCCCGCCGCAGUCUUAGCAGGAGGAGGGCUGCACGUCGCCAUCAACGGGACCGGAUGCCCGAAUGUAAGGACUGGAAGGAUGUAUCGCAGCAGGAUGCUGUGAACCCCAUUGAGAGUAUUGACACCUGGACAGAGUUUGUGGAAGGAAGGAACAAGACGGUCAGCAAACUGGUCAUCCAAGAAGCCAGCAUUUCUGUUAUGUACAAGUGUGUAGCCUCCAACAAAGUUGGUCGGGAUGAACGCCUGAUCUAUUUCUAUGUCACCACCAUUCCAAAUGGAUUUGAAAUUGAGUCACAGCCUUCGGAAGACCCCAUUGAAGGACAAGACCUGAGGCUAAGCUGCAAUGCUGACAAUUAUACCUAUGAGAACCUGCAGUGGUACCGGCUCAACCUCUCAAAGCUGCACGAUGAAGAGGGCAACCCCCUGGUCCUGGAUUGCAAGAAUGUCCAUCACUAUGCAACUAAAAUGCAAGGCGAACUGCACUUCAAACCUAAUUCCAACUAUGCCACUUUGACACUUACAAUCCCAAAUAUCUCACUAGAGGAUGAGGGAGACUAUGUCUGUGAAGUGCAGAACCGGGAGAACAGUGAGAAACAUUGCCACAAAAAGUAUAUUUCUGUGCACGCUUUGGAAGUCCCAAGGUUGAAGCACAACCUGACAGACAUCUUGGUGAAUGUGAGUGAUUCCAUAGAGAUGCGCUGCAGGGUUGAUGGCACACAUAUUCCGAACAUCAACUGGUAUAAGGAUGAGAAGCUUGUAGAAGAGGUGUCAGGGAUUGAUCUGGCAGAUUCCAAUCAGAGGCUGAGUAUCCAGAGAGUGAGAGAAGAGGAUGCUGGCCUCUACUUGUGUAGUGUCUGCAAUGCCAAGGGUUGUGUGAAUUCUUCUGCCAGUGUCUCUGUAGAAGGCUCAGACGACAGGACCAAUGUGGAGAUUGUUAUCUUAAUUGGGACUGGUGUCAUUGCCAUCUUCUUCUGGAUUCUCCUAAUUCUGAUUUUCUGCAACAUUAAGAGACCUGCUCAUGCGGACAUCAAGACUGGCUACCUUUCCAUCAUUAUGGACCCAGGUGAAGUUCCCUUGGAGGAGCAAUGUGAAUACCUACCUUAUGAUUCUAGCAAAUGGGAGUUCCCUCGAGAACGACUCAGGCUAGGUAAAGUUCUUGGCCAUGGAGCCUUUGGGAAAGUGAUGGAAGCCUCUGCAUUUGGAAUUAAUAAGAGUAACAGCUGUGAGACUGUGGCAGUUAAAAUGCUCAAAGAGGGAGCUACUGCAAGUGAGCACAAGGCACUCAUGUCGGAGUUGAAGAUCCUUAUCCACAUAGGAAACCACCUCAAUGUCGUUAACCUGUUGGGUGCCUGCACCAAACCUAAUGGUCCCCUGAUGGUUAUUGUUGAAUUCUGCAAAUAUGGAAACCUCUCCAAUUAUCUGCGAACCAAACGAGAAGGAUUCAGUCCUUACAGAGAGAAGUCUCCCAGAUUGCGCAUCCAUGUUCGAUCGAUUGUGGAAGCUGUCAGAGCUGACAGAAGGAGCCGUUCUGGUACUAGUGACAGUGCAAUUCUUAAUAGACUUCUGAUGAACAAGAACCAGCCAGCACCGCCAUCACCUCCUCCUCUCCUACCAGAAGUGGAUGAUUUGUGGCAAAGUCCUCUGACAAUGGAAGACCUGAUCUGCUACAGCUUCCAGGUGGCCCGUGGUAUGGAGUUUCUGGCAUCCAGAAAGUGCAUCCACAGAGACUUGGCAGCUCGUAACAUCUUACUGUCAGAAAACAAUGUGGUCAAGAUUUGUGACUUUGGGCUGGCACGGGACAUCUACAAGGAUCCUGAUUAUGUCAGGAAGGGCAGUGCCCGCCUCCCACUAAAGUGGAUGGCUCCAGAAAGCAUCUUUGACAAAGUCUAUACCACACAGAGUGAUGUCUGGUCAUUUGGAGUCCUCCUGUGGGAGAUCUUCUCUCUAGGUGCCUCCCCAUACCCUGGAGUCCAAAUCAAUGAGGAAUUUUGCCAGAGACUGAAAGAUGGCACCAGGAUGAGAGCCCCAGAAUAUGCAACUGCAGAUAUUUACCGUAUAAUGCUAAGCUGCUGGCAUGGUGAUCCCAAGGAGAGGCCAACAUUCUCUGAUUUGGUGGAGAUUCUGGGGGACCUUCUUCAGGAGAAUGUCCAGCAUGAAGGGAAAGACUAUAUCCCCCUGAAUGACUCUCAGAGCUCUGAAGAUGAUGGCUUCUCCCAGGUGGCUUCAUCCAUACAGCAGAACUCUGAUGAAGAGGAAUUUGAUAUGAGAAUGCACUGUCACAAUAUAGCAGCAAGAUACUAUAACUGUGUGUCCUUCCCUGGCUGUUUGACUGGUGGGAAUCAGAUAAGGUGUCCAUCUAGAAUAAAGACCUUUGAAGAAUAUCCUAUGACACAAACCAUGUAUAAAGCACAUCCGGACAAUCAGACGGACAGUGGGAUGGUCUUGGCGUCUGAGGAGUUUGAGAGAAUAGAAAAUAGACACAGAAAAGAAGGUGCCUUCAGCAGUAAAGGAUCCAAUCAAAACGCAGAGUCAACCAUGGAUCAUUCGGACCUGAGGGGUCGGGGUCGGCCAUCGUAUCAGUCCCAGCUCAGAGGUCAGACUUUUUACAACAGUGAAUAUGGGGAACUGUCAGAACAAUCUGAAGAAGGCAGCUGCACUCCACCCACUGAGGGAGCCAGUCCCUCUCUCCUUCAUGCUUCAUUCUUUUCAGACCAAUACUAAGGAGGAACAGAUUGAGGAGACACCAGGCAGAGAUACCAUCUUUCACCACUUCUGCAGCUUUGCCUUUGUUCUAUUGAGUCACAUCCCAUUAUCUUAGAAGAAGACCCAGUGGGAGAGCCUGAGGAACAGAUGGCAAUACUCCUUGGAUAUGAAGAUGGGUGCCAAGCAUUUCAGCAGGGGAUCCAGUUCUUGCAUUUGGCACAGACACAGCCUUGAUAGUGCUAUAGUUUUAUCAUGACAUCUUUGUAUGCAUUUUUGGGAAGAAACUAAAGUGUUCUGCCACCAGGUGGAUGCCUGCUUUGAGAGCUGCAGCUACCACUCAGUAUUCAACCUCUAUUCAACUAGUUUGCCAUAAUAAGCUUUAUUUCAGGUCAGAUAAAAAUAGAUAUGUCUUAGCUGAGUUUCUUCCUGAUAGGCUGCUUUGUUUGUUUCUGCUCUCAUUUUGACUCAAGUAACAGAAGAGGAAAGCAGAACCAAUUGAAUGAAAACAGAGGAGCUGCAGCAUUUCUACACUAGGUUAAUCCUGCCCCACUGAACGUACACAGUUAUACAUAUAUCAUUUUUGCACAGUCGUACAUGUUUCAUUUAUGUUAAGCACCAAAAUAACUACUGCAUUAUUGUGUCCUGCAGAUUUAUUCCAGAUUGUUAAUUGUGGGAGAAAGUGAGAGAAGAAUUGCUUUGUAUCAUAGCAAAUAAGGACAAAUGAUUGCUUAAUAAAGUAGUAGAUCACACAAUGGUCACUUGCUUGUAGAAGAGCUACUUUACAGUUUACACAAAGAAUUAGAGAAUGCCUACCAACUUAGGCAGAAUGUGGAAAAAUCCAGAGGUCUUGUAGGGGGCUGUACCAACUGAUUUAAACACAGACAUCCAUCCCUACAUGUAGAAAUUGGCCCAUCAAGGAGAUCGCUAAGGGGACCACCUUUCUCCCGUUUAUGUGCUUAGAUUCAAUAAAGGUAAAAUGUUGGUUCAUAUUGGUUCCCUGGUAUUCAGACAAGCUGUUAGCCAUGGCCUGAAAACAAUUUCAUCAUAAAAACCACUACAUUUCCACUUCCUUGGCUAUCAGCCUUAGAGGAUCAUAAUAACGUAUCACCCAUGUUCUCACAGCAAAGUAUAGUAUCUUGUCAUUAUAGAAUUUAAUGAAUCAUCAUUAUAUUCAAGCAAAUAAAUCAACCCCUAACCCAUAUGAUUACUAAGAAAAGACCUUCUGAUGAAAUGAAAAAUCUGAUGCCACUCUAGUUAAGUGGGAACUUACCUAUCUAAUUAUCCCAGCCAGUCCCCACCAACCUCUGCUCUGUUUCCAAGAAUUAGUAUGUCCUGAUCCUUGGUAGCAACAUCUAAAUUUUGCAGUCAGCCAGGAGAAAUAGUCCAAACUUAAUUUAUGCAGAUAUAUCUCAUUUACAUUAUUUAUUCUGAUUGUGAAAUUUGGAGAUAUCUGUCAAUUUCUGUGCAUACUUGCCCCUCUACCUCAGUCACCAGUCUAGCACAGUACGCCUCUCUGUUUCUUCUCCUACCUGUAGUUGUAAAACAUCGCUUUAGUGGAUUCUUUUUUUGUAUACCAGGGCAGCAGGUUGAUAGAGUCAACUUAAACAUGUGUGUUGUUGCUGUUUACCAUUCUGUACCAUAUUUUCCCCUUCUUGUUCCUGUUCUGAGGGUCACUGUCAAUGAAGAACUUCACAAGACCAUCUGUGAAAGCUUUAUGAAUUAGUUUCUGAUCAACUUGUGAACUUAGAAUCCUGUGCUCUCCUCUGUGUCGGAAGGUCCCCCUCUAAAUGGUGCCUUCACAUCAGAGGAUUUCUGCUUGCGGGCCAGGCUUUCAUGUAUAAAAUUGAUGGUUAGGGUUGGGCCCUUUUUAUUUUCUCCAUGUUGGGCAUUCCUUUCCCAGGUUAUAUUUUUUCCUCUGUAAGAGGACUUGAUGCAUUUACACAUUUGUAUCUGCCAUUGUCCAUGCCUUUUCCAUGUUGAUUUGUACCUUGUUUGA